GAUUAUGGUAUUUUAGGAGCGGAUGGUAACCCAGGUUUGCCAGGACCCAAAGGAGAUCCAGGGCCACAAGGUCUGCCUGGUUUGAUGGGAUUGCCAGGAACACCAGGAACGCGUGGAUUUCCAGGGCCACCAGGAAAACCGGGGCCAGAUGGCAGGCUUGGCUCUCAAGGACCUGUUGGUCCUCCUGGUGCUAGGGGAGAAGAUGGUGAGCAAGGUUUUCCUGGCCCCGUGGGCUUGAAAGGUCUGUCUGGUGACAAAGGUGAAACAGGUUAUCCUGGAUCACAAGGUAUACGUGGCGUGACUGGUCCCCCUGGCAUAAGUGGAAUGGAUGGCUUUCCGGGCGAUAAAGGCUCAAGAGGUUCACCUGGCAUUGAUGGUUUCAAAGGCAUGACAGGCCUAAAAGGAAGACCAGGCAUCAAGGGAAUUAAAGGAGAAUUUGGUCUGUUCGGGGCACGGGGCGAUAAAGGCUCACAGGGCGCACGCGGCUUUAAAGGUGACCGUGGAGAUCAAGGCCCCCCAGGAGAACCCCCAAAGCUCAAGCCCAGCAUGAUGAUGGAAGUUAAAGGUGAAAAAGGAGAUGUUGGAGAAAGGGGCACAAAGGGAUUCUUUGGCUUAAAAGGUAGCAAGGGAAUGCCGGGCGUUCCCGGAAAGACAGGAACUCCAGGGUCCCCUGGGCAUCCCAGCUACGUGGCCGGUGUGAAAGGGGACAUCGGCGCAAAAGGGCUGACAGGUCUGAAAGGGUAUCCUGGUCCAGCUGGCUCUCCUGGCAUCAGAGGCUUCCCUGGCAGCACAGGAGUCAGGGGAGAAAAGGGUACUGCAGGAAUUUCAGGCCAUUUUGGUACUCCUGGGUCACAUGGUGAAAUAGGCUCAAGAGGAGGCACAGGACAAAAAGGUGAAGGUGGUGAUCCUGGUUUCCCUGGCAUUGAAGGUCUCAAGGGCACACAGGGCGUCCAUGGCUCUGUGGGACAGGAAGGUUUGCCAGGACUGGUUGGCCCCCCAGGGCAGCAAGGAAGCCCUGGGACACCUGGAUUGCAAGGUGAAAAGGGACCUCCGGGCUGGCCUGGCUUACCAGGACAAGCAGGCUUGCCUGGCUUAAGAGGAAUCAGUGGAUUGCAUGGUUUACCAGGCACUAAGGGUUUACCAGGUUCACCAGGUCCAGAUGGCUACGGCUCUGCAGGUUUCCCAGGUGCAGUGGGUGACAAAGGGGAGGCGGGAGAGCCGAGCAGAGUGGAAGGCAGUCGAGGACCUCCGGGUCAGAAGGGAGACAGAGGUGUUCCAGGAGUCCAAGGUUUUUUUCCUGGGCAGGAAGGAUUUCCAGGGCCUCCUGGGAUUUCAAAUAUAUCAGGAUAUCCUGGUGAUAAAGGCUCCCCAGGUCUAGAUGGAGUGCCAGGCUAUCCAGGACUACAGGGACAGCCUGGAAUACCAGCCGCACCAGGAAGCAAAGGAGAAAGUGGACAAACAGGUGUGAGUGGACAAAUUGGCCCAAAAGGAAGUAGAGGUGAUCCUGGGUCUGCAGGGAGACCUGGCGUUCCCGGGUACCCUGGACCAAAAGGUCGUAAGGGUGAACAAGGUGUCAUCGGCUUCAUGGGCACAGUAGGAUUUCCAGGUGAUUUGGGACCUAUCGGACCCAAGGGGGAUAGAGGAGUAACUGGCUUUCAGGGCCCUCCAGGCUCUCCUGGGCUGCCCCCUCUUCCUCCAAGACUGGUUGCUGAGCAAGGUUCACCAGGUCCCCGUGGAAAUAUAGGACCUCAAGGAAGCCCAGGAGAUAUGGGACCUCGGGGUCCACCAGGAGAUCCAGGUUUCAGAGGCUCACCUGGAGAGCCAGGACUCCAGGGCCGGGGUGGCAUUCCAGCUCCUCCCGGCUCCAGAGGUGAACAAGGAGCAACAGGGUUUCAGGGUCCAGUGGGAUUUGAAGGUCAGCCAGGCCGCCCCGGUAGCCCCGGGCUGCCAGGCAUGCCGGGUCGCAGCGUGAGCAUGGGCUACCUGCUGGUGAAGCACAGCCAGUCCGAUCAAGAGCCAAUGUGCCCAGUUGGCAUGAACAAACUCUGGAGUGGAUACAGUCUACUGUACUUUGAAGGACAAGAGAAGGCACACAACCAGGAUCUAGGGCUGGCCGGCUCAUGUUUGGCUCGUUUUAGUACUAUGCCAUUCCUCUACUGUAACCCUGGCGAUAUUUGUUAUUAUGCAAGUCGAAAUGAUAAAUCCUACUGGCUCUCAACUACAGCACCUCUUCCAAUGAUGCCUGUGGCAGAAGAUGAUAUUAAGCCGUAUAUCAGUCGCUGCUCAGUUUGUGAGGCCCCAGCUGUGGCAAUUGCUGUCCAUAGCCAAGAAGCUACUAUUCCUCAUUGCCCUGAAGGCUGGCGCAGUUUGUGGAUCGGAUAUUCCUUCCUUAUGCACACUGCUGCUGGUGAUGAAGGUGGAGGACAGUCGCUGGUUUCUCCUGGGAGCUGCCUGGAAGAUUUCAGAGCGACUCCUUUCAUCGAAUGCAACGGCGCACGCGGAACCUGUCACUACUUCGCAAAUAAAUACAGCUUCUGGCUCACCACGAUCGACCAGCCCUUCCAAAGCAAGCCCUCAGCAGAUACGCUCAAGGCAGGACUCAUCCGAAGCCAUAUCAGCAGAUGUCAAGUCUGUAUGAAAAAUUUAUAGAAGUCUUUCACAGUAUAAGGAACCUGCUUGUCAUGUAGUUCUUAUACAGUGAAGCUUUCCGUGAUGGUUAGACAUUUGAAUAAAUCAUGUUGGUGCUUUUUUAA
This is a messenger RNA of Phaethon lepturus (White-tailed tropicbird), 2753 nucleotides long. RefSeq names its product collagen, type IV, alpha 2 (gene COL4A2). Gene Ontology annotation, molecular function: extracellular matrix structural constituent. The transcript has 18 exons. The record is from RefSeq and is a predicted model, not a curated record. The annotation marks the transcript as partial. Gene Ontology annotation, cellular component: basement membrane; collagen trimer. Lineage: Eukaryota; Metazoa; Chordata; Aves; Phaethontiformes; Phaethontidae.